AUGGGAAAUGUUGAAAUAUUUGACGGGAAAAUUGCAGAUACUACUGUUAAGCCAGAACAGUUACAAUUUCAUGAUUUUGGUAUGGAUGUCAACUUGGAACAAAGCGAAAACCAAUUUGUCUUCAAUUGGCCGUACCCCACAAAAUUGAACCUCUUCACCGGUGCUUUUUUAACAAUUAUUAUGGUAAUAUUUUUGUGGGUUCUCUUCAAUACCAAUAAACAAAUCUAUCAAGAUCAAAUCGAGGUGAAUAGUUUGGUUUACAUUAUACUGUUGUACGUAGCAAGCACGGUUGCAGGUAAAAUAAUAUCCAUCGUAAGCAAAAUACCACCAUCGGUAGGAAUGAUGUUGGCGGGUAUGGCACUCGGUAAUAAUAAAAUGAUGAUCAGCAACGACAGAUUUGUCAACGAACUUAAUUUUUAUUUAUGUGAACUCAUGGAAUCAGUGAUUUUAAUCAUAAGUUGCCUGGAACUAAAUAUAUGGAAGCUGCGUUGGACCAGUGUUGYAGCAUUAAAAUUGGCAAUUUUGCCACAAAUAGCUGAGACARUUACUGAUAAACUUGUCGGGUAUAAAUUCGGUCUUAUUUAUGACAAGUUUGGAAAAACUUAA
This is a messenger RNA of Diuraphis noxia (Russian wheat aphid), 606 nucleotides long. RefSeq names its product sodium/hydrogen exchanger 9B2-like. NCBI's taxonomy places the organism in Eukaryota, Metazoa, Arthropoda, Insecta, Hemiptera, Aphididae. The record is from RefSeq and is a predicted model, not a curated record.